AUGAGUACCGUCCUCACGAAAACUAUCACCGAACACCUCUACCACCCUCUCUACACCCUCUGGCUGCCAUGUCAACCCGGAAAUCUUCUCAGCCUGGCCUCACCUGAAAGUUACGAGCAAGCCGACAAGAUCCUACAAGAGACUCCCUCCUUCCAGGCCUACCUCCACCAUAUUGAGACCAACACAACGAAUCCCUCGUCACUACUCUCAGUCUUCGCAAUCCCCCGCCUUUCUCAGCUGAAUAUCCUGAGACCAGAGAAAUACCUCGAUCGGAAAGCUAGUACCUCGGUCAUUUUCCAGGACCAGCGCCUGUAUUACCCAGAAAUGAGUGGUCUGAUUCCCGGUUCAACAAAGGAUGAAGAGUUGGUUCAUCUUGCGUUGAGUCGGUUCCUGGAGACUCUCGGUUCUCUCGUGUUGGGUGAUAUGCUCAAAUGGCAGGAUGAGAAGUAUCCUUUCAAGCCGACUAUGUUUGGUCAUGGAGUGAUGGAGGCCCGGAUUGACGGUUCUUUGGUCAACUGUUUGACAAAUGAGGCCUUCGCUAUCCUCGAUGCUAGGACCGUUUACCGGAGUAGAGAGGAGAGGAAGCUCUACUGGGAGGAAACUGCUAAGAUGGUAUCUUGGAUACAGCAUGAUCUGAGGAAGGGUCGUCAAAGCCCGCCACCACGAUACCUUAUCAUCUCCCAAUGCUUGGAGCAGAUUUACCUAGUUGUCGCCAAUUUCGACAAGGACUACGAAGAAUACAUCAAGAUCCUUGAGGCGCCCGUCCUGUCCGAUAAUCCCAGAAUCUCGUGUGAGAUGAUGGAGAUGACAGAGUAUGGCCCUUUCAACACUGAUGAUGCGGCACACAUGAAGGAAUUUUCAAAGCAUGUUCUGGCCUAUUACUGUGAAAUUCAGAAGACGGCUUUUGCCGAGGUUCCGAAUUAG
Molecule: messenger RNA, 924 nt
Organism: Penicillium subrubescens
Lineage: Eukaryota; Fungi; Ascomycota; Eurotiomycetes; Eurotiales; Aspergillaceae
Exons: 2
Coding region: 1-924 (307 amino acids)
Source: RefSeq, a predicted model, not a curated record